AUGGCGGAGCCCAAGGGGAUGCCAAGCUAUGUGGGCGAGGGCGGCGCCAGGGGAGGUGAUCUCGGCGAUGCUAAACAAGGCCUCAGCUUGGGCAACAACACUGAUCCUGCAGACGACAAUGCCAUCCUUCUGGACAGCGUGGGCGAUGCUCCUUGUAUUAGCAGAGAGGAUCCAAAUGACGCUGGCAAACUGGGCAGUGGCGCNGGCGCCAGGGGAGGUGAUCUCGGCGAUGCCAAACAAGGCCUAAGCUUGGGCGACAACACUGAUCCUGCAGACGACAAUGCCAUCCUUCUGGACAACGUGGGCGAUGCUCCUUGUAUUAGCAGAGAGGAUCCAAAUGACGCUGGCAAACUGGGCAGUGGCGCCCCAAGCGCAAAAGGUACCAACGACACCUUCCCAGCUUCUACGGCGCCUAAGCUGCACGUGGAGGCGCUGGCGACGCCCUGGGGCGAGGAGUCACUAGAGACAGCGCCAAUUGCGUGGAACCUGUCAGGCAAUGCCUUGGGCGGUUGGCGGAUCUUGGUGGAAAAUCAGGCUGCGCCACCCGACGAUCUAGGCUAUU
Messenger RNA from Ilex paraguariensis (yerba mate), 562 nucleotides. NCBI's taxonomy places the organism in Eukaryota, Viridiplantae, Streptophyta, Magnoliopsida, Aquifoliales, Aquifoliaceae. The record is from the annotation of a GenBank genome assembly.